This is a messenger RNA of Paramuricea clavata, 540 nucleotides long. The record is from the annotation of a GenBank genome assembly. NCBI's taxonomy places the organism in Eukaryota, Metazoa, Cnidaria, Anthozoa, Malacalcyonacea, Plexauridae.
AUGAGCAUCUUAUUCGGACACGAUUAUUUUAACGAAACAAAACCUACGCUGAAACGUCUGGAAAAGAAAAUAAAUCAGACGGACAAAAACCAAACCACCACCGCCGCGGAAGUGGUCGUGAAUAAAAAUGAAAUCACAAAACUUCACAGUAUAGGCGAUCAGUAUGCCUGGCACAGAUUUCCGAAUUCCAUUGCCUAUCCACGGAACAGCUAUAAGACGGAUGAGAUUUCCAAAUCCGACGUGGACAAUACGAAAUUUAUAGGAUUUGCCAUGACUGACGGAUCUAACACAGCUCCAACUAUGGGUGCACCGCUUAGUUUUUCCACUAAUUCUGCCGGAAAUGUUGUUCUCCACAUGAAAAAUGGCAAUGGUCUAAUCCGCGCUACUUUCAUGUAUUUCAUAACUCAGGAUUAUCUCGGAUCCGGAGGUAUAACCAUUCAGGUUAUGAGUUUAAAGUUUAGAGAUGUGGACGCAUCCGGAACCGUUACCGACAGGACGGGAAAUAUGGAACUAUUGUGUUAUCUGGUAAUUUUACAGUAA